GCCGGUGACGUCAGAGGGAGCGCGGCUUCUCCUCGCGGACGUUGGGUAAAUAAUGACGUCGUCCGGUUUUUUGAAAACGACGGCUAAACCAAAUUAGCCGAGUUACGGUGCUAAUUUCUCUCACGGCUCGUUUCCAUCUGGGUGAGGAGCUUUUUUUUUUCAGAAAGAGGCGCACUGUCUCUUUAAGAUCCCUCGGCCAGUCUGUUUCGUAUUGAUCAAUCCACCAUUUUCCAACACACAGCGGCGGCAGUGCUAACACACAGCUCCGGCAGCGCCACGGAGAAGAGAGCCAGCCCUCUACCUGGAGAGGAAGCCAGGGACCGGGGGCAGUCAUGGCAGCGAACAUGUACCGGGUUGGAGAUUAUGUUUAUUUUGAGAACUCGUCCAGUAACCCACUGCUGAUCAGGAGGAUAGAGGAGCUGAAUAAGACAGCCAAUGGGAACGUGGAGGCCAAAGUGGUGUGUUUUUACCGGCGCAGGGACAUCUCCAGCACACUCAUCGCUCUGGCAGACAAACAUGCAAGGGAGCUGGAGGAAGAGAUGGAGAAUCCAGAGAUGACGGAUCUCCCUGAGAAACAGAAACACCAGCUCAGGCACCGAGAGCUCUUCCUGUCCCGCCAGCUGGAGUCGUUACCAGCCACACACAUCAGAGGGAAGUGCUGCGUGACGCUGCUGAACGAGACGGAAGCCCUCAAAUCCUACCUGGACAGAGAGGACGCCUUCUUCUACUCUCUGGUGUACGACCCUCAACAAAAGACCCUGCUGGCGGACAAGGGGGAGAUCCGCGUGGGGAACAAAUACCAGGCAGACAUCACCGACCUCCUGAAGGAAGAUGAGGAGGACUGCAGAGACCUGGAGAAACUGGAGGAGAAGGUGUGGGACCCCAACAGCUCGCUCACAGAGAAACAGAUCGACCAGUUUCUAGUGGUCGCUCGGUCGGUGGGGACGUUCGCCAGAGCUCUGGACUGCAGCAGUUCUGUCCGGCAGCCCAGCCUCCACAUGAGCGCGGCGGCGGCCUCCAGAGACAUCACCCUGUUCCACGCGAUGGACACGCUCCACGCCACGGGCUACGACAUGACCCGAGCCAUCGCGGCGCUGGUGCCCCAGGGCGGGCCCGUCCUCUGCAGGGACGAGAUGGAGGAGUGGAGCGCCUCGGAGGCCAACCUGUUCGAGGAGGCGCUGGAGAAGUACGGCAAAGACUUCACCGACAUCCAGCAGGACUUCCUGCCCUGGAAGUCUCUGACGAGCAUCAUCGAGUAUUACUACAUGUGGAAGACCACAGAUAGAUACGUACAGCAGAAACGAUUAAAAGCAGCUGAAGCGGAAAGCAAACUGAAGCAGGUUUACAUCCCAAACUAUAACAAGCCAAACCCCAACCAGCUGAGCAACAAUGUGAAGCCGGCGCUGGUCAACGGAGCGGCGGGCGCGGCAGCAGCAGCGGCGACGGCAACGACAGCGGCGGCGGCGGCGGCGGUCCCGGGACCCCCGGGCUCCGUGCCGACCCCCGGGCUGGGCCGAGCCUGCGAGAGCUGCUACACCAGCAGCUCCUACCAGUGGUACUCGUGGGGGCCGCCGAACAUGCAGUGUCGCCUGUGCGCCUCCUGCUGGACCUACUGGAAGAAGUACGGAGGCCUGAAGAUGCCGACGAGGCUGGACGGCGAGCGGCCCGGGCCCAACCGCAACAACCUGAGCCCGCACGGCCUGCCCCUGAGGCACAGCGGCAGCCCCAAGUUCGCCGUGAAGACCCGGCAGGCGUUCUACCUGCAGACCACCGCCCUGACGCGGGUCGCUCGCCGCCUCUGCCAGGACAUCAUCCGGCCGCGAUAUCUGGCCCGGCACCCCUACCUCCCCGUCAACACAGCAGCCAUCAAAGCAGAAUGCGCCCUGCGGUUACCAGACAAGCCCAAAAAGCCUUCGCCGCUGAAGCCCGUGGACCGCAAACCUCUGGAGUCUGUGGUUCGAUAUUUAGAAGCACAUCCGCGUCCAGCCAAGCCCGACCCGCCGCCUCGUGGACCGUCCAUCUCCACCGCCAGCCUGACGCCCAUCAAGUCCUCCCCCAUCCUCAACAACGGCUCACCCACCAUCCUGGGCAAACGCACCUACGAGCAGCACAACGGGCUGGACGGUACUAAAUCCAAAGCUCUGACUCCACAGUGGGACAUCAUGGCCAAACGGGUGAGCGAGGCGGCGCGAGCCUCGGCCUCGUUCCAGGACGAGGUGCACGAGCUGGACUGAACGGCCUCCGCUGCAAAAAAAAAAAA
Salarias fasciatus (jewelled blenny) is the source of this 2260-nucleotide messenger RNA. It is a transcript of the gene mta1, whose product is annotated as metastasis associated 1. Gene Ontology annotation, cellular component: NuRD complex; nucleoplasm. Gene Ontology annotation, biological process: negative regulation of transcription by RNA polymerase II; double-strand break repair; response to ionizing radiation. The record is from RefSeq and is a predicted model, not a curated record. NCBI's taxonomy places the organism in Eukaryota, Metazoa, Chordata, Actinopteri, Blenniiformes, Blenniidae. Bases 333 to 2234 code for a protein of 633 amino acids. The transcript is spliced from 17 exons. Gene Ontology annotation, molecular function: chromatin binding; histone deacetylase binding; sequence-specific DNA binding.